Coccinella septempunctata (seven-spotted ladybird) is the source of this 2579-nucleotide messenger RNA. RefSeq names its product GMP synthase [glutamine-hydrolyzing] (gene bur). The coding region runs from base 175 to 2238 and encodes 687 amino acids. NCBI's taxonomy places the organism in Eukaryota, Metazoa, Arthropoda, Insecta, Coleoptera, Coccinellidae. The record is from RefSeq and is a predicted model, not a curated record. The transcript is spliced from 9 exons. Gene Ontology annotation, biological process: GMP biosynthetic process. Gene Ontology annotation, molecular function: ATP binding; GMP synthase activity; GMP synthase (glutamine-hydrolyzing) activity. Gene Ontology annotation, cellular component: cytosol.
CGAUGUCCAUUUAUUCUUUCAUUCCUCUGUCGGUAAAGAGACGUUGACAAUAAAUUUGUUUCUUUCAUUGACAAGACAAGAGUUGUGAUGUGAUUUGACGUUAUCAUCAACAGUUUUUAAUCGUUUUAUCUUAAUUAAUAUAAAAGUAUAAUUGUUGAGUGUUGUUGGAGAGCGAUGCCAAAUUUAAGCCCCGAGGGUCAGUAUAUGUCCAGUAACGGGGCAACAAACAGUGAAAAAGUGUGCAUUCUUGAUGCAGGCGCCCAGUAUGGUAAAGUGAUAGACAGAAAAGUCAGAGAACUCAAUGUUGAGUCUCAUAUACUCCCGCUGGACACUCCGGCUUUCAACAUCAAAGAGGGUGGCUAUAGAGCCAUCAUCAUUUCGGGUGGUCCCAAUUCUGUUUAUGCGCAAGAUGCACCAAGAUACGACGCUGAUAUUUUUAGGAUAGGAUUGCCAGUUUUGGGCAUUUGUUAUGGUAUGCAAAUGAUGAAUAAAGAAUUUGGUGGUACUGUAGUAAGAAAAGAGUCUAGAGAAGAUGGUCAAUAUACUGUCGAAGUAAACACUAAGUGCUUGUUGUUUAAAGGUUUGGACAAAAUGCAAACUGUGCUUUUAACCCAUGGCGACUCCAUCGAUAAAUUAGGUGACAACUUUAGAUCAAUAGCCCAGAGCAGCUCAUUCUGCGCCGGUAUAUUCAACGAGAAACUCCACCUGUACGGUGUCCAGUUUCAUCCAGAGGUCGACCUGACCCCCAACGGUCUCACUAUGCUGCGUAACUUCCUGUACGACAUAGCCAGCCUGACCGGCAACUACACCAUCCAGUGUAGGGAAACGGAGUGCGUCAAGUACAUCAAGGACACGGUGGGCGGCAACAAGGUCCUUCUGCUAGUCAGCGGCGGCGUCGAUAGUACCGUCUGCGCGUCGUUGCUGCACAAGGCGCUCAAGUCCGAGCAGAUCAUAGCCAUACACAUCGACAACGGCUACAUGCGUAAGAACGAGAGCGAGAAGGUCCAGAUGUCCCUCCAGAAGAUCGGCCUCGACUUGAGGGUCAUCCGGGCGGCCUCGACGUUCGCGGAGGGCACGACGGUGGUGCCGCUCGACAGGCAGAACGACAACUAUCGCACCAACGUCACCAAGAUGCUGUGCAUGACCACCGAUCCGGAGGAGAAGCGCAAGAUAAUCGGAGACGUGUUCGUUAAGAUAUCGGGGGAGAUUAUCAGCGAUCUGAACCUUAAACCGGAGGAAGUUGUACUGGGCCAGGGCACCCUCAGACCAGACCUGAUCGAAUCGGCUUCUUGCCUGGUCUCCAGCAAGGCGGAUAAAAUCAAAACUCAUCACAACGACUCCGAACUCAUAAGGAAACUCAGAGAGGAGGGGAGGGUCGUGGAACCGCUGAAGGACUUCCACAAGGAUGAGGUCAGGAUGAUCGGCAGAGAUCUCGGCUUGCCCGCGGAGCUGGUCAUGAGACAUCCUUUCCCCGGUCCAGGGCUGGCGAUUAGAGUUCUAUGCGCCGAAGAACCGUACAUGGAGAAGGAUUUCAGCGAGACGCAGGUCUUGGUUAAGAUCAUCGUCGAGUUCGAUCAGAUGUUGCAGAAGAAGCACGCCCUUCUGAACAGGGUGGAAGGGGUGACUAGCGAAGACGAAAGGCAAAUACUGCGAAAGAUUUCAAGUAAGCAAAAACUUGCUGCUACCCUUCUGCCUAUAAGGAGUGUUGGUGUUCAAGGUGACUGCCGUUCUUACAACUACGUGGUAGGCAUAUCUAGUGAACGAGAACCUGAUUGGAACGACAUGUCCUUCCUGUCCUCUCUGAUACCUAGGAUAUGCAGGAAUAUCAAUAGAGUUUGCUACGUUUUCGGAGGUCUCGUUAAAGAACCUAUUCCGGAUGUUACCCCAACGUUCCUUACAAACAAUGUACUGAGUACACUGAGACAAUGUGAUGAUAUUGCCACAGGGGUGUUGCACAAUAGUGGUCACACCCAGUCAAUAAGUCAGAUGCCUGUGAUUUUGAUCCCUCUUCAUUUCGACAGGGACCAAGCCCUUAGAAUUCCCUCGUGUCAGCGGUCAAUAGUCCUCAGACCUUUCUGUACUCAAGAUUUCAUGACAGGUUUACCUGCAAUGCCGGGAAAACAGUUGCCUUUAGAUGUGGUUCAUAAAAUGGUCACGGAAGUUUUGCAAGUACCUGGCAUAUCGAGGGUACUCUACGAUUUGACGUCCAAACCACCUGGAACUACUGAAUGGGAAUGAAGGGUGCAAAUUACCACAGAUAAUUGUGUAAUUCGUUAGAAAAGAUAAACGGACAGACUUUAAGAGGUUUCCUGUUUUAUAAAUUGUACAUCUCUGUUGUUAUAUUAUACAUUGUGUAACGAUUUUGUUACAAUUCUUCCUUUUCUCUUGGAAUUUAUUGGCACUGUCGUAGCUCAAUUAUUUAUUAUGCAUUUUGAAUUGUAUGGAUCUUUGGAAGAUCGAUCGAAAAUGUUAAAUUUUAACUGGAACUAUCCUUUACCAAAUUUCACAGUCGCGCUAUCAAGCAAUUUUAUAUGUUGAAUUUUUUUCAAUUUGUCAAUAAAAGACAGUUAUAUUACUAA